AAAAAUAUUUUUAUUACUUUUUUUUAAUGCAUAACACAAAUUUUUUGUUUUCCUCUUCUUACAAACAAGAUCUUGUUCUCCAUAAAAAAAAUAACAACAUUAACAGCUGGAGCAUAAAAUAAAUUCAUGUUAAUAUGUCAUUCAAUAUUUUUUAAUUCACAUUUUUCAUUUUUAUCUCCAUUCUUUUAUUUAUAUUAAGUGCAAAUAAAGUUAUAUAAUAAAUAAUCUAAAUGGGCUCCGAGCAGUCACAACAUGCAUCAACAGGAACAGCAGCAUCUGGUUCGACGCAUUCAACACCUCAAAGAUUGAAUCAGCGACCAGCAUCGAUAGCAACAUCAGAUACACUUCGCUUGCAACGCGGGUAUACAAUUGCUGGACCACCAACAAGUGAUAAUUUGAAUAAUAGCCAACUUGUUGAUAAUAGCUCGACACCUCCACUUGAUUCUCGACCAACUUCUCCACCAAUGAGUGUAUGUUCUGACUCUGAUUUACCAUACAUAUCGUAUACAGAUAAACCAAUAGGAGAUUCGCCAAAAUUAAGAAAUAAAGGUCAAAAAUUUAAUAAAACACGACCAGCUGUUAACUUAAGAAGGCAAUCAACGUCAGCAGCAUCGAGUCGUGGUAGUAAAAUUGCAACAUCAGGCACAAUGGUUGUUGUUAAUAAAGGCACGGCAAAAGAUAGUGGGGGUGUAGAACGUGAUGCAGAAAUUUUACGUCUUCAGAGUAUUCCCAUGUUCUUGCCAGUUAUGCGUGGAACGUUAACUUUGCCCUCAUAUAGAGAUCCUGAAAUUUUGGAGAGAUUACAACCAAAUCACGUGCUGAAUAUGUGUACUCGUUUACAGUCUCACUAUAAUUUGUGUGCGACGAAAAUUGCUCAAGACCAAGAAGUAAUAAAUAAUAAAGUUAAGGAAGUAGACCAAGAUGUAGGAAAACUUUUAAAUAAAAUGAUUGAGCGUCAAAAACAAUUCUCAACUUAUGCUGAUGCAUUCUCUCGCGUACGACAAAUCUCACAACAAUUAAGUCGUUGUAACUCAUUACUCAAUCAAAACAUAGAACUGAUGGAAUCAUUAAAUAAUGUUUUGGACGUAGAUAAUCGUUUGGAGCCAUUCGUAUGGACCACAAAAUAAAUUUUUCAACAUUUAUUUCUAUUAAUGCAAUGCAUAUGUUUAUAUUUUAUCAUUCCAUUUAUGUGCGUUAAGUUUAUUUAAAAAUAAUUAAAGUGCUUGUUAUGGGCUUAAAGAUGUAACACAAUGGAAAUAGAUUAUUGCUAAACAGAAAACAACUCAAAGUUUAAAAUAAAAGAUAUAUAAAAAUGGCAAUUGCCCACAUGAUGCUGAAUC
Molecule: messenger RNA, 1340 nt
Organism: Chironomus riparius
Lineage: Eukaryota; Metazoa; Arthropoda; Insecta; Diptera; Chironomidae
Source: the annotation of a GenBank genome assembly